Drepanopeziza brunnea f. sp. 'multigermtubi' MB_m1 is the source of this 3630-nucleotide messenger RNA. RefSeq lists its product as uncharacterized. NCBI's taxonomy places the organism in Eukaryota, Fungi, Ascomycota, Leotiomycetes, Helotiales, Drepanopezizaceae. Gene Ontology annotation, molecular function: DNA binding; ribonucleoside binding. The record is from RefSeq and is a predicted model, not a curated record. Gene Ontology annotation, biological process: DNA-templated transcription. Gene Ontology annotation, cellular component: nucleus; RNA polymerase I complex.
AUGUCCCGCUCGGCAUUAUCCUCCAGCGGCGGCACCGAUACCAAAUGGUCGGUUGAAUACGAUACCCUGCGCCGUGAAAAUCUCUUCCGAAACCCCCCCCAAGACCACUCGGCAUAUCCAGCCCUCAAAGAUGCCGUCGCCCCCCAUAUCGAGUCCUUCAACGCGUUGUUUGGGGAGAAUGGAACCAUCGCACAGGGCCUCCUCGAUAUUGGAGAGAAGGUUUACUUCGAUGGAGACGACAGAGAGGGGCCCGCGGGCAAGAAUUCCCUGAGCCUCAGAGCCGUGCAGUUCUUUCUGAGCAGGCCGAUGCUGCCCCCACACAACAAGUACUCCACCAGGAACCGCGAAAUCCUACCAUCAGAAUGUAGAGAGCGCCAUGUCACCUACCGAGCCGACAUGGCUGUGCAGUUCGAGUUCAGGAUCAACAAUGGAGACCCACAGACUUUCGUCCGGGGCUUCGGGAAAUUGCCCUUGAUGGUGAUGGGCACACGAUGUCACCUGGAGAAUAACACGCCUGCUCAGCUGGUAGAACGGAAGGAGGAGGCCGAGGAGCUGGGCGGAUACUUCGUGGUGAAUGGGAUCGAGAAGAUUAUCCGCCUCUUGCUUGUGAAUAGGAGGAAUUUCCCCAUGGCAAUCGAGCGCCCGUCCUUCAGAAACAGAGGAAAAGAGUACACGAAAUAUGGAAUGCUCAUGCGAUCAGUCCGCCCGGAUCAAACAUCCCAGACGAAUGUUCUCCACUACCUCAACGACGGCAACGUUAUUUUCCGAUUCUCGUGGCGCAAGGCCGAAUACCUGAUACCAGUUAUGAUUUUGCUGAAGGCUUUGACGGAGACGAAUGAUCGGGAGAUCUUUGAGGGUCUGGUUGGGGCUGCUGGGUCCGAGGGAGCGAACAACUCAUUCUUGACAGAUCGAGUUGAGGUGCUGCUACGGACACACAAGGCCUCUGGCCUCCACACGAAGAGCAAGACCCGGGCAUACCUGGGAGGGUUGUUCCGACCCGUUCUGGGAGUUCCGGACAACAUGUCGAAUUAUGAUUGUGGAACCGAAUUCCUGCGAAAAAUUGUUCUGGUCCACCUCGGUAAUGUCAAUGUCACGCAUGUCCAAGACAGCGACAAGUUCAAGAUGCUUCUUUUCAUGACCAGAAAGUUGUAUGCGUUAGUCGCUGGAGACUGCGCUGUGGACAACCCUGAUGCCGUACAGCAUCAAGAGAUUCUACUGGGUGGUUUCCUCUAUGGCAUGAUCAUCAAGGAGCGACUAGAUGAUUGGAUGACAAGACAGCUGAGGCUUGCGAUACGCCAGUACGUCCGGAAAAGCCCCGAGAAUAACUUUACGACGCCGGAGUUUCUAAAGCAAUUCCCUGUCAAGCUGUGUGGGAAGACGAAUGAAAACUUGGGAGGUGCUCUUGAGUACUUCCUGUCCACCGGAAAUCUGGUCAGUCCGACGGGCCUGGAUUUGCAGCAAGUUUCUGGUUUCACAGUCGUCGCCGAGAAGAUCAACUUUUUGCGAUUCAUCAGUCAUUUCCGCAUGGUUCACAGAGGUAGUUUCUUCGCACAGCUGAAGACCACCACUGUCCGAAAGCUGCUGCCAGAGAGUUGGGGGUUCUUGUGCCCUGUCCACACUCCCGAUGGGAGCCCCUGUGGUCUGCUGAACCACCUUUCGCACAAGUGCAGAAUCCUCACGAGUGCUUCUGAUGUUUCGGCAUUACCGGCGCUGGUUGUGGAGUUGGGUAUCGUGGGCGCGGGAUCUGCUUCGACCAAGGAGGCGGUGGUUGUGACGCUCGAUGGCAGGAUCCUCGGAUGGUGUACCCCAAAGCAGGCAAUAAUGAUUGCAGACACUCUUCGCUUUUGGAAAGUUGAGGGACGCCGCAAUGUCCCCAAAGACUUGGAGAUCUGCUGGGUUCCAAACUCCCACGGUGGCCAAUACCCAGGUAUCUACAUGUCGGCAACUCCAUCCCGGAUGGUCCGACCCGUCAAGUAUCUUCCCCUGGAUGCCGAGGAUCUCAUCGGACCUCAAGAACAGCCGUUCAUGUCCAUCGCUGUCACCGAGCCCGAGAUCAUAUCCGGGGAAUCAACCCACGUCGAAUUCGAUCCCACCAAUAUUCUCUCCAUUCUUGCCAACAUGACGCCCUUCUCCGACUUCAACCAGUCUCCCCGAAAUAUGUACCAAUGCCAGAUGGCCAAACAGUCGAUGGGAACACCAGGGACAGCUACCCGGUACAGAUCAGACAACAAGACCUACCGACUGCAGACUGGACAAACACCCAUCGUGCGCGCGCCUCUACACAACGAGUACGGAUUUGAUAACUUUCCCAACGGGAUGAAUUCUGUCGUCGCUGUCAUUUCGUACACCGGAUAUGAUAUGGACGACGCCAUGAUAAUCAACAAAGGCUCCCACGAGCGUGGAUUCGGUCAUGGUACGGUGUACAAGGUCAAGAAGGUGAAUAUUAGGGAGGGUAACAACUCGAGAUCUUCGAAAAACGUCGAAAAACUCUUCGGAUUUGCCCCCGGGUCCGAGGUCAAAGCCCGGGUCAAGGCCAUGAUCGACGAGGAUGGUCUCCCUCGCAUCGGACGUCUCGUUCGGGAAGGCGACAUGCUUUGUGCAUGGCACACCGUCUCUCGGGAUGCUGAAGGCAAACUCGUCAAUAAAGACGGCAUCACCCACUUCGAGAAGUAUAAGGAUGGUGAGAUGGCCUUCAUCGACGAGGUGAGGCUGAUCGGAAAUGAAAACGGCGCCGAACCGCUGCAAGUCUGCUCUAUCAAAUUCCGCAUCCCCCGUUCUCCAGUCGUCGGAGACAAGUUCUCAUCUCGCCACGGACAGAAGGGGGUCGUCUCCCAGAAGUGGCCCAGCGUCGACAUGCCCUUCACGGAAUCGGGAAUGCAGCCCGAUGUUAUCAUCAACCCUCACGCAUUCCCGUCGCGAAUGACCAUCGGCAUGUUUAUCGAGUCGCUUGCCGGCAAGGCUGGUGCUCUCCAUGGUCUCGCACAAGACAGCACGCCCUUCCGAUUCGAUGAGGAGAACACGGCUGGUGAUUACUUCGGCCAUCAGCUGAUGAAGGCUGGGUACAAUUACUACGGGAACGAGCCGAUGUAUUCUGGCAUCACUGGCGAGGAGCUUCACUGCGACAUCUACAUCGGGCUCGUCUAUUACCAGCGUCUGCGCCACAUGGUGAACGACAAGUUCCAAGUCCGAAGCACGGGACCAAUCACUCCAUUGACCCGCCAGCCUGCCAAAGGUAGAAAGAAGGGCGGCGGUAUCCGUGUCGGAGAAAUGGAGCGUGAUUCUCUACUUGCUCACGGUACCGCCUUUUUGCUGCAAGACCGUUUGCUCAACUGCUCUGAUUACUCGCGCUCCUGGAUCUGCAAACAGUGCGGCACUUUCAUGUCGAUACAGCCGACCUUCUGGGCCUUCGCAACAAACCGGUUAAGGGGCACCGGCGUCGUCAGAUGUAGGAGGUGCGCGCAUAGAGCCGAAGACUCCACCGGUGGGGCCGAAAUAUGGGAGGAUGCAGAGGGUCAGAGAUGGGCUGGGGGCGAGCACACGACGAUUGUCGCUGUGCCUGCUGUUUUGAAGUAUCUGGAUGUUGAACUCGCUGCCAUGGGUAUCAAGCUCAAGUAUAAUGUCGGACCGUGA